UUCAAAUGGGAGGCUACACGAAACCGUGAACGUAUUCAAUGUUUUUUGCGAACAUAAGCCUAUUUCUUUUAAAAUAUUGUACUAUUUUUAAUAACACUACAAUUUAAGAUUCAUCACUAUCUGAUUUAUAGAAAUUUUGAAACUACUCAACAUGGGUAAGAAAAAACAACAGUCCAAGGAGCAAAGGACUGUCAAAGAAGAAAAGGCAACGAAGAAAACCUACUCCCUUCCGUCCAAUCCAAAAGAUGGACAAGCUGCCUCAGAACAGGGAAACCUUUCAAAGGUUACCCUGCCCUCGGGGCUAGAGAGAGAGCUGCUGGACCUUAUACAGACAGCCAAUCAGAAAAGGCCGCUCGAUAAGGAGGUCUCCAAGAGGCUCACACAGAAAAAACUCGUGGACAUCUACACAAACCUAAGCAAUGCAGGGUUCACCCACAAGCAAAUAGAGCAGUCCAUGGAAAACACUAUCCUGCAUGGAGGAGACCUCAUUGACGCCCUCGACUGGCUCUGUCUCAACCUGCCUAAUGACAAGUUGCCGUCCAACUUCUCAGCGGCUAUGCAGCAGGAGGAGGAUAGAAUGAGACCCAAGUUUGACGUUGUCCAGCAGGUCCUGGAAUCCAGUGUGGAAAAAGAGGCAGCAGCCAAGCCCCUGCCACAGAAGAAAAUGGAUAAGGAGAGCGCCCCAGACGAAGUGAAAGUCUCCAGCAAGGACUGGAUCUUGCAGUAUGCCCAACAGGAUUCAGACUCCGAGUCCGGUGUUGGUGACUCUGACAGUGAAAAUGACCCUAAUGAGCGUUACCUGGAACUGACAGCUUUGUUGCUUGAUGCUAAGAACGAGGCCAGCGAGCUCAAACAAGCAGGAAACAAAGCCAAGCUGAAGGAUGUCUCUAAGAAGAUCAGGGAGUAUAUUAUAGAAAUGGACUCUUUAGAAAAAGACCCAAGAUUUAAUCCUGAAGUCAAGCUGCAAGAUAUUGACUCCGACAAAGCUGCCAGUCAACAAGCAGAAUCAGCUGCUAUGUCACAUGACAAGUCACAUGUUCAGUCAUGUGAUCAAACACCGUCAUGUGACCCAAGGGAGGAAGACAAUGAUGAAGAUCUGGGUCUUGAUAUAUUUCAACAAGCUGAAGAAGAGAAACCAGCCCCUAAAGAAAAAACUGAGAAAACGGACAAGAAGAAAGCAGACAUUCGUAGUUUUGAGUACACCCGUCAGCAGUGGACGGGCAAGUCGCCCAAACAGUUCCUAAUUGACUGGGUGAGAAAACACCUGCCCAAGAGCCCGCCGCCAAAGUAUGAAAAGAAAAAUGCCCGGGGAAACCACUUCAAAUGUGUCGUACGUAUAGAACGUCCUAAAGAAGGCCGACUAGAGCUGUGUCCGGAGAUAUUGUGUAACAAUGUUAAAGAAGCUGAACAUCUUGCUUCCACCCUUGCCCUCUACAAUCUCUGUAAAGGUCAGUCAGUGUACCAACUACUGCCCCCUCCUUUCCGAGAUGUGUGGCUGGAAUGGGCGGAUCAAGAGAAACAGGCUGCCCAGGAGGAGAACUCACGAGAAAACAAGCCCCGGGAUACGUUUCUUGCAAAACUUUUCUCCCGUGUACAGAUAUCAGACAAGGGAUCAAAAGUUCAGGGCAGAUCAGAGGUCAAGGACAGUGAGGAUGAUGUAUUGGAAUCAUGGGAAAACUUUGAGGAGGCAGAAGACUUACCUGAUAGGGCAGAUGAGAAAAACAACCGUUCUUUAAAGAGAGCCAUCCCAUUUAAGAAUGUCAAGGAAUCAUACAUGAGGAACCAGCAAUCUAAACUCUAUACAGAGCUACUAGAGACUAGACAACAGUUACCUGUAUACCAGCACAAGGACACGGUCCUAGAAUCACUACAGCAACACAAUGUGGUGCUCGUUGCUGGGGAAACAGGAAGUGGGAAGAGUACACAAGUUCCGCAUUUUGUGUUAGAGGCUUGUUUGAGCCAGGGUAUAGAAAACUGCAACAUCGUGUGUACGGAGCCUAGGCGUAUAUCCACCACCAGUCUCGCUGCAAGGGUCAGUCAGGAGAUGGGAGAAGCCAGGAUGGGAGGUCCUGAUUCUCUGUGUGGGUACCAGAUCAGAUUUGAGUCCAAGUGUGGGCCGAAGACCCGGCUUACAUACUGUACAACGGGCGUACUGCUGCGCAAACUACAACUUGACACAAGUCUGUCACACAUAUCUCAUAUCAUUGUGGAUGAGGUGCAUGAGAGGAGUGUACAGUCAGACUUCCUGUUGAUCGUCCUAAAGCGCCUGUUGAACCAGAGGUCAGACCUCAAGGUGAUCCUGAUGAGUGCGACGCUGGACGCUCAGAAGUUUUCAGCCUACUUCAAACAUUGCCCUGUCAUCAACAUACCUGGUCGUACAUUCCCUGUACAGGUUUACCAUGUGGAGGAUGUAGUGGAACAGACUGGUUAUGUGCUGGACGAUGAUUCACAUUACGCCCUGAACCAGUCACAACUCGUUCAGGAGGAGAGCGCCAGUCUGACGGUAACUGAAAAGGGAGGUAACCAGUCCCAGUUAAAUGCUGUCUGGAGUAAAGAUGAUAUAGGCAGGAUAGAUAAUUCCAAUUUGUCACCAGAAAAGUACUGUCUCAAGACAAGAAAUACUGUAACAAGGAUGAAUAUGAAAAGAAUAAACAUGGAUCUUGUUGUGGACAUUUUACUCCACAUUGAGAUAUCCCCAGACUACGCGGACAUGACGGGGGCCGUGCUGAUUUUCCUUCCCGGCAUGUCUGAUAUCACUGAGCUGUACGAGACUCUCACUAGUGACCGCAGAUUCACAGAAAAUAACAAAUACAGAGUUAUAGCUCUUCAUUCAGCAUUGUCUUCUGCUGACCAGGCUCAGGCAUUCACAGUGCCCCCUGCAGGCAUGAGGAAGGUUGUUCUGGCAACCAACAUAGCGGAAACUGGUAUCACUAUCCCAGACGUUGUGUUUGUAAUUGACACAGGCAAGGUCAAGGAAAACAGAUAUAUAGAGAGCAGCCAGAUGAGUGCCCUGGAGGAAGUGUAUAUCAGCCGUGCCAAUGCCAAGCAGCGCCAGGGACGGGCAGGCAGGGUCCAGAGUGGAGUUUGCUUCAGGCUCUUCACUAAACACAUGUACGAGGGUAUGAAGCCCUACACAAUCCCUGAAUUACUAAGGGUGCCACUAGAGGAACUCUGCCUUCAUAUCAUGAAAUCUGAGUAUGGUAAACCGGAGGUGUUCUUGUCUAAAGCCUUGGACCCACCCCAGCCUCAGAUGGUGAAUCGUGCCAUGUCACUGUUACACUCCAUAGGGGCAUGUGAGGAGGGUGAGCGGUUGUCUCCCUUGGGACACCAUCUCGCAGCGCUACCAGUACACGUACGGAUAGGCAAGAUGUUGCUGUAUGCUGCCGUGUUUGGGUGCCUGGAGCCUGUGGCAGUGAUAGCGGCGAGUAUGACUGACAAGUCCCCGUUUGUUGUUCCCAUCGGGAAGCUGGACAUGGUGAACGCGGCCAAACAGGCCCUCGCUAUCGCAGCCUCUGACCAACUGACCAUCUACAAGGCUUACUCUGGAUGGAGAGAGGCAAGGUCAAAGGGCAGACAAGCAGAGAUGACGUAUUGUCAGAGAAACUUCCUGAAGAGAAACACUCUCCUUGAAAUAGAGAAUGUGAAAACAGACCUGAUAAAACUACUCAGCAGUAUUGGUUUCACAAACACAACAGUACUUCAAAGUACAGAUAUACCAAAGGGUGAGCUAGAAAAAGAUGGAGUUUUGCAAAUUUCCAAGCAUAAAACAAAUCGUGACCUUGACAAAAGGACAAUAAGCAAGGUAAAGGCCAUAUUGACUGCGGGCCUGUAUCCCAACGUUGCCAAGGUUACCUAUGAGGCCCCUGUGGAUGCAGCUGUGAACCCCGACAACAGGGUGUGUGUAGCAGAGACAGCCCAGGGUCCGGCACACGUCCACCCAUCCUCUGUCAACAGGAACCUCCAGGCCAAUGGCUGGAUACUCUUCCAUGAGAAGGUGAAGUCAACACGUGUUUACCUGCGGGACAGCACGCUGGUAUCCGCAUACCCACUGCUACUGUUUGGUGGAGAAAUUCACGUCCAACACACUGACCAACUUCUGUCCGUAGAUGACCGCAUCGUGUAUAAGGCCUAUGCAAAGACAGGUGUCAUCUUUAGGGAGCUGAGAAAACUGCUUGAUGAUCUACUAGCUACUAAACUGGAAGAGCCGGCAUUAAAUAUCUCAGAUGAUCCAUUGGUUGGCUUAAUACAAGAUCUACUCGUGUCCGAGAAAACUAGAUGACCCCUGUUGACAAAGUAGAGACAACUUACAUAGUGUAUUAAAAUAUGUCUUAGGAGAGUUUUGUUUUCAUGUGCUAUAAAUUAAGUUCAUCUUUAAAAGGUAGUCGUAAAAUUAUUUGAAUAAUAUAGCAGGACUAUAUUAUUAUUUUAGGUUGUGUUUUGACCUUGUUAAAAAUUAUCUUACAUCUUUGAAAAGUAACACAGUUUGUCAGAUGAAUUGGACUAUGAUAUAAAGCUAUAUAUUUCUUUGUUAAAAUGACUGUAAUUCUGUUUUGUUAAAUGUUUUUUUGUUAUUGUAAAAACAUCACUCAAUCUACAUCUAAAUGACAUUGUAAUGCAAUAUAUGAAAUUGAAUUUUAUUCAGUGUUAAAUGAAAUUGAUAAUGGAAUGGAUUUCACACAAAACAAAUACCAGCAUGACUGUCUUCUUCAGUUAAUAUAAGUAAAAUAAAAAAUUGUGUGUUUUUCAAAGCUAUCUUUAAUAUUGACUGCAUGCUUUUAUUACAAAGUAUCUUAUCUUGACAUCUUAACUAUUUGCUCUGCUCAGUUUAUAUUUAGCAUUUUAUGCAAUCUGAAUGUUACAAUAAAAGUGAUUGGAGUUGAUUUUGGGUAUAUUCAAAUGCCUUUGCUAUAGAGUAUGAAAAGGUGAAACUUAAGGAAACUUUUUACCUCACAAAUACUUAGUUGAAUAAAGCUUCUGCAAUA
Molecule: messenger RNA, 4982 nt
Organism: Mya arenaria
Lineage: Eukaryota; Metazoa; Mollusca; Bivalvia; Myida; Myidae
Product: ATP-dependent RNA helicase DHX29-like
Exons: 29
Coding region: 152-4279 (1375 amino acids)
Cellular component (GO): intracellular anatomical structure
Molecular function (GO): RNA binding; ATP binding
Source: RefSeq, a predicted model, not a curated record